Molecule: messenger RNA, 1393 nt
Organism: Prorocentrum cordatum
Lineage: Eukaryota; Dinophyceae; Prorocentrales; Prorocentraceae
Source: the annotation of a GenBank genome assembly
CAGCCAUGUGUGCUUUUUUUCAGCUCGAUGGUGCAAUCAAGACGCUCAAACAACGACCACCUCGGGCUCGGCAUGGGCUUUCCUUUUUUUGUUUGUUUCUGGCAAGUUCCUUAGAUUUCCGUCGGGGAGCCGAGCCGUCGCCGAGGGUCGCCAUAGCCAGAAAAGGCUCAUGCGUCUCUUAUUCGGCGGUCCUUGUGGUAGCACGAUGAUUGGGUGAUUUUCUCUUGCCCGCCUGCUGAUCGCGCUCCCGCCUCGAUGUGUCUGUCCCCGCUUUUCUCGGCGAGGCGCUGCAGAUAUACGAGGCCGACUACGCGGUGGCCGACCUGUAUGAGUCUUGGGCGUUGCACCAUUUCGCAGUGCUCGCCAUGGCCAUGCUGAAGCAGAGCUUCGACAGCGCCAAGCACGUACUUGAGCGGUCGGCCGCCACAGUGGACACGAACUCGCCGAUGUUCCAGGCUUGGGCAGGGACCCUGAAGGGCAUGCACAUAUCGGUGAGCAACUUGGCCAUGCUUGGCAUCUGGUCGUUCGUGAUAUCCUGUGCGUGCUCCUCCUGCUGGGUCCUGGCCGCCGUGCUGCUGGAGGAGGCCGCCGGUGCGGGCUCGGAGCUGGGCCAGAUGAUCAGGAGCGGUUCCGAGAACGUGAGGUUCUUCGCUUCUGGCAUGGGUUGCGUCGCCUCUUCUGUCGCGAUCUGCAACAUGAUCAAAAUUGAGCGGACGUUUCACAUAGAGCUCGCCAACUUCGGCCCCUUCCUGAAGUUCUGGGGCACGAAGAUACUAGUUUCCAUUGCGUUCUUGCAGACCAUAGUCUUCAUGAUCCCGGUUCCGCCCUUCAAGGACAUGACAAUUGUGCAGGCAAACGUUACUUACUCCACCCUGAUCUGCUACGAGUGCCUUGUCAUCGCCCUGCUGCACAUGCACGCGUGGAAGUGUGACGAGGCGUGGUACAGAUACAGCGACGAUCAGGAGAGCCCCGGCAAGCUGCCCGAGGAGGGCCUCGGGCUGCCCGCCAGCGUGCUGGGCCGCAGGGCCCGCGUCGAGGAGAACAGCGGACUCAGCGCCAAUCGCGCGUGACAGCCGCCGCGCGCGCGCCGGCCUCGCGCUUCGCCCUGCGGCCAGGGGACAGUGGGCCAAGCUUAGCGGGCUGAUGCUGCUGCAUUUGCUCCCCCUCCUCCAGUUAUAUUGGCCGUCGCCAGCGUUGCCUCCCGUGCACGAAGUGGCCGUGAUUUCAGGAGGAGCGCCGCCGGCAAACGUUCGUGCCAGCUCUUCCUUUCCUGGCCGUCUCUCUGCUUUCGGAUGCUCCCUCCUGUCCCUGCUCCCCACGUCCUCGGCUCGACAGGUCCUACACCUAGGACACCUGGUGCCGCGCGGCAGCCUGGCCUGAGGAGUCGCAAAAA